AUGUCGGAGCUCCUAUGCCAGUGGCUCAACCAGGAAUUGAAGGUGUCCCGGACCGUGAGUGAGUGUCCACGGCCUGGGGCGAGCGGGCGAGGGGCGAGCGGGGCGCGCAGCCCGGAGCGCGGCGCACUGAUGGAAGGCAGCGGGCAAGCGCGAGCUGCGCAGGUGGACGCCUGCGGGGUCGGCAGCGCCCCAUGGCUAGCGGCUCUGCUCCCCACCGCCCCGGCCAAUCGAAACUAUGAUGGAAAACCUGUAAGCAGAUGCAAACUCUAUGGAAAGAAAUUUGGCAAUUUUUGGAGACUUAAAAACCUGAUACCACGUCAAACUGAUUUCAAUCUGAUGCGGGUUACAUACAGGUUUCAAGAAAAACAUAAAUACAUGAAAGAAGAUCUUGCCCGUGUGCAUUCUGACAAACUUGAAAGAUUUCAAAAACUCCAGGAAGAACAAAGAUGUUUUAAAAUUGAAAAGCAACGUGUAAGCAGAAGACGACAAAAUGAAAUAAUGGCCCAAAUCCAAGCAGCUAUCAUACAGAUUCCUAAACCUACAUCAAAUUGUACUUUGAAAGCACUUGAGGCACAAAAAAUGAUGAAAAAGAAAAAAGAGGCAGAGGAUGUGGCUAACGAAAUUAAGAAGUUUGAAGCAUUAAUAAAAAAGGAUCUCCAGGCAAAAGAAAGUGCAUCCAAGACUUCUUUAGAUACAGCAGGCCAGACAACUACCGAUUUGUUAAACACUUACUCGGAUGAUGACUACAUUAAAAAAAUCCAGAAGCGCCUAGAAGAAGAUGCUUUUGCACGAGAGCAAAGGGAGAAAAGACGGCGGAGAUUGUUAAUGGACCAGUUAAUAGCCCACGAAGCACAAGAGGAGGCCUAUCGGGAGGAGCAGCUGAUUCACCGGCUGAUGCGGCAGUCCCAGCAGGAGCGCAGGAUCGCGGUGCAGCUCAUGCACGUUCGGCAUGAAAAGGAAGUUUUGUGGCAAAACAGAAUUUUCAGAGAAAAACAAUAUGAGGAAAGACGACUUAAAGAAUUCCAGGAUGCUCUUGAUCGAGAAGCGGCUUUGGCAAAACAAGCUAAGAUUGAUUUUGAAGAACAAAUUCUCAGAGAGAAGAAAGUUCAUGAACAGAUUGCUAUGGAAAGAGCUCAAGCUCUUUAUAAAAAGCAUUAUUCAAUAUGUGGAGAGAUUUUGGAUCAAAUACUUGAUUUGUCCACUAAAGUGGCAGACUAUCGAAUGUUGACAAAUAAUAUGAUACCAUAUAAGUUUAUGCAUGAUUGGAAGGAACUGUUUUUUAAUGGGAAGCCCAUAUAUGAACAAGCCUCUGUUAAGCCGCUACCUGCUAACCCCUCAGCAGAACAACUUGUAGAACUGGAGAAAAGGGACUUGCUAGAUAGCAAUGAUUUUGAAGAAUAUAAGAACAUGGUUGGAGAGUGGGCCUUACCAGAAGAAAUGGUUGAUAAUUUACCACCCUCCAACAAUUGUAUAUUGGGCCAUGUACUUCACAGACUAUUUGAAAAAUCUCUUCCUCCUCAUCUUGAAUCAACAGUACCUGAAUUUCCUUCCUCUGCUGUUAAAGGAUGCUUAUUGGGGAAAACAUUUAGUGGAAAAACUACCGUUCUAAAGUCUCUACAAAAAGACUUUCCUAUUCAAAUGCUUUCUAUCGACACUCUUGUCCAAGAAGCUAUUCAAGCAUUUCAUGACAAUGAAAGAGUCAGUGAGGCCCUUCCAAUUCAGAAAGAGGAUGAAGAAGGGGCUCUACCAGUUCUGCAAGAGGAUAGUAAAGAAAACCAGGAUCCACAAAAAGUAUUUUCAGCUGGUCUAGUCUCAGAUGAAGUGCUACCAGAAACAGAAGGUAAAACUAUACUUAGUACUGAUACUAACAAAACACCAAAAGCUGAAGAAGUCAAAUCAAGUGAUAAUGUCUUCAAACUCACUGUCCGUGCUCAGCUUGGUGCAAAAUCAGAACAGCUGCUGAAGAAAGGAAAGAGCAUUCCUGACACGUUGCUAGUUGACAUCAUGGUAAAUGCUAUUAACGAGAUACCUGUGAGUCAAGGCUGGGUCCUGGAUGGUUUCCCAAUGACAUUAAACCAAGCGCAACUCCUGGAGGAAGCUCUUACCGGCCGCAGCAGAAACCUCAUAGAAAUGGAGAGAAAGAAAGCACAGAUAUCCACAUUGGUUGUUGAUCCUACGACUUCCAAAGAAGCACCUCUUCCCCCUCCUGCAUUUGAUUUUGUUGUGUUAUUAGAUAUUUCAGAUAUUUCCUUACUGAGUCGCAUGAAUGAUGUCAUAGCUGAAGAAUUUUCACAUAAAAUUGCUCAUGAAGAUAUCAGUCAACAUGUAGCUGCUGAAAACCAAGAUAUGCAUGGGGACCAGAAUUUAAGAGACCAGAUACAACAUAGAAUUGUAGGCUUCUUGGACAACUGGCCUUUAUUGGAGCGAUGGUUUUCAGAGCCAGAAAAUAUUUUGAUAAAAAUCAAUGCUGAAACAGACAAAGAGUCUUUACGCCAAACAGUAAAAGAAAUUUUUGUGACUGAAAUAGUGAAAAAAAAGAAUAAAGAAACCCCACAUGGUAAGCAAGAAUCUCUUCAGGAAGGAAAAGGGAAGAAAGGUGAAACUUCACUGAAAAGAAAAGGUUCUCCUAAAGGAAAAUCUCCAGGAGGAAAAACACCAGUAAAGAAAUCACCUGUCAGCUCUGCAGAUAUAACACCUACUCCAGUAGUGCCACCACCACCUAAGCCAGGAUCAGAAGAAUGGGUCUAUGUGGAUGAACCAAUUCCUGAGGAACUACCUUCAUUUUUAGUACCUUACUGGGAACUAAUAGAAAAUUCCUAUAUAAAUACCGUCAAAACAGUACUUAGACAUCUGAGAGAAUACCAGAAGACUGUGUUUGCUUACUUACAUGAGAUUAGAACAAGUUUCCAGGAGUUUCUAAGGCGUCCAGAUUACAAGCAAGAUUUUGUAGCUCAGUGGCAGACUGAUUUCAACUCUCUUCCUGAUGACCUGUGGAACGAUGAGGAAACAAAGGCUGAGCUACACCAAAGAGUGAAUGAUCUGCGAGACCGCCUGUGGGAUAUUUGUGACACCCAGAAGGAAGAUGCAGAGCAGGAGCGGCUGGAUAUCAUCAAUGAGAGCUGGUUACAGGACUCUCUAGGAAUAAUAAUUAACCAUUUCUUUUCACUGAUGCAGGCAGAAUUGAACCGUUUCCAAGAUACAAAGAGACUCCUUCAAGAUUAUUACCGGGGAAUGGAAUGCAAAAUCCCAAUAGAUGACAGUAAGAGAUUUACUCGAAUCCCAUUGGUCCAGCUGGAUAGUAAAGACAUUUUGGAAAACCAAUUUAGAAUUCCUCUAGUUCCUCGAGUAUCCAUUUCUCCAGAAGCAGUUAUGUCUAAACCCAAAACAAAAACAAUACUGAAGGGCAAGAUUGAUUAUUCACUAGAAAACCUGGAGUUAAACUUUGAGGCAGAUGAGAAGUUGGUGACGGACACCUGGCAGCAGGCUUCUUUAGCAAUUUCUCACAUGGUGGCUGCUGAAAUUCAUCAGAGGCUUAUGGAAGAAGAAAAAGAAAACCACCCCAAAGAAAAAUCUCCUCAGAUGGGCGCAAAUAAAAAAGCCAAAAAGGAACCACCUAAGCAAAAAAAGGCAGACAAAAAACCCAAAGGUAAAUCACCACCUACGGCAGAAGCUGAUCCUGCGAUAGUACCAGCAGAGGAAAUCGCCGAAGUUGAAAAGAAAAAAGAACUGAGGCUCAAAAUAAAAGAAGAACAUCUUUCUGCCCUGCAAUUUGAAGAGAAAGCCACACAGUUUCGGCUUGAACUGAUAAAGGCAAAAGCAUUGGCUGUCCUUGAAGAUUUAGUAACAAAGGUGGUCAAUGUAUACAAACUCUUGGAAAAAUGGCUUGGUGAAAGAUAUUUGAAUGAAAUGUCCAGCAUAGAAAAAUUAACUGAGGUAGCUCGCUAUCACAUUGAAACAUCUACAAAAAUUCAGCAUCAACUUUAUUUAAGCCAAGAAGACUUCUUCAUUAAUGGCGAUAUAAAAGUCUUCCCGGAUCCUCCCCCACCAAUACGUCCUCCACCCGUAGAAAAGGAAGAAAAUGGCACCCUGACCAUUGAACAGCUUGACAAUCUUCGAGAUCAGUUCUUAGAUAUGGCACCUAAAGGCAUGAUAGGAAAUAAAGCAUUUACUGACAUUCUGCUGGAUUUGGUGACCCUGAACCUUGGAACCAACAACUUUCCUAGUAGCUGGAUGCACCUUACCCUACCUGAAUUGCAGGAGUUAACAUCUUUAUUAACAGUAAACUCGGAGUUCGUGGACUGGCGGAAAUUCCUGUUAGUAACUGCGAUGCCUUGGCCCAUCCCCCUGGAGGAGGAGCUCCUUGAGACACUGCACAAGUUCAAGGCUGUGGAUGAGGAGCAGAAGGGCACCAUCACUUUUGAGCAGUAUAUGCAGGCUGGCCUGUGGUUUACAGGAGAUGAAGAUAUAAAAAUUCCAGAAAAUCCUCUUGAACCCUUGCCAUUUAAUAGACAGGAGCAUCUCAUAGAGUUUUUCUUUAGGAUUUUUGCUGACUAUGAGAAGGAUCCACCCCAGCUUGACUACACAGAGAUGCUGCUUUAUUUUGCUUGUCACCCAGACAGUGUGGAAGGGGUCUACAGGGCCCUCAGUGUGGCCAUUGGGAGUCACGUCUUCCAAGAAGUUGAAACUCCUGUUCUGAUUGCAGAAAAGACCUCCUCCUCUACUGGUAUUAGUCCUAUUGAAGAAUUUCCUGAACUUGAGGAAAAUGUUGAAAGAGAGGAAAGGGAAUUAAAAGAGGAAAGGGAACAAAAGGAAGAAGAAAUCCCUGAAAAUGCCAACAGUGAAAAGAUUUCCCUGGAAACGCUACUCAAAGUGUUCAGAGGAGGAAGUGAAGCACAGGAUGCUAACAGAUUUGGCAGCCACCUAAAACUAGAGAACAUUUACGCAGAGGGCUUCAUAAAAACAUUUCAGGACCUGGGUGCUAAGAACCUGGAGCCAAUUGAAGUUGCUAUUCUCUUGAAGCAUCCUUUUAUUCAAGACCUGAUUUCAAAUUAUUCAGACUAUAAAAUUCCUGUGAGUAUUAAAAUGAUUCUCCAAAGAAGUGAACAUGUACAAGGAAGUGACGGAGAGAGAUCAUCUUCAAGACUUACAGAGGAAAAGAAAUGA
Messenger RNA from Propithecus coquereli (Coquerel's sifaka), 5163 nucleotides. It is a transcript of the gene SPEF2, whose product is annotated as sperm flagellar 2. The record is from RefSeq and is a predicted model, not a curated record. Gene Ontology annotation, cellular component: sperm midpiece; manchette. Bases 1 to 5163 code for a protein of 1720 amino acids. Lineage: Eukaryota; Metazoa; Chordata; Mammalia; Primates; Indriidae. The transcript has 35 exons. Gene Ontology annotation, biological process: sperm axoneme assembly.